Messenger RNA from Melampsora larici-populina 98AG31, 1584 nucleotides. RefSeq lists its product as uncharacterized. The record is from RefSeq and is a predicted model, not a curated record. The transcript is spliced from 4 exons. The coding region runs from base 1 to 1584 and encodes 527 amino acids. Lineage: Eukaryota; Fungi; Basidiomycota; Pucciniomycetes; Pucciniales; Melampsoraceae.
AUGAAGAAGAGGCUCGAGGAGGCAACUCCCUCUCGCUCUACGAGUCUCAGCAACUCCAGCAACCUGGCUGAUCGAAUUGCCCCGAUUCCGGCGACCAACGUCGCCGAAAAACAACCGACCCGACCCAUUUUCAAAGAGCAGAAAAGGAAAAGACAUGAGUCUCCUCCCUCCACGUCUUCUUCGUCCAAUUCUUCGUCGGAUGGAGACUUCAAUCCUCCGCCAGCACCAGCUGACUCUGAGGCACCAGCCUUCUCUGGGUCCGAGGGGGAAGACGAUGAUGAGAUACCAUUUCUGGCUCACAACGAACAUCUCUCCCCUGAGGCUUUUACCCCCCUUUCUUCGAAAAUUCAAAAAAUCGCUAUCAGAUACAAAUCAAAUAUUAAAAAGUACAUCUCUCUGUUCAAUUCCUGCGGUAACCGGCCGGCCAAUUGGCACAACAACCUCACCAAAGACCUACUGGAAUAUAAUUUCGUUGACCUACGAAAAUUAUACGGAGAGGUCUCGUCCAACGGGCCGUCGGAAUCAUUUCUCAAAGUCAAUGACGUCGGGAAGCUCAAAAGCAUCGACGGUGCUCCUCCCAAAGAGAUCACAAACAGUGACCACUGGAAGGAUCUCAUGGCCGUGGCACGCCAUGCUUACAUCGCGGCAUUCCCCCCCGCUGCAGUAUCUAUCAAAAAGUACUUUGACUACAUCUUUGGUCUCCCUGGCCUUUUUCAAGCAAAGGUCAAUUGGGAAGACGUCCGUGACUUCGACGUCGAAAUGCGCAAGGAGUUCUCCUCUCGGCCAUGGCUGGUAUGGGGUGACUAUACCCAUGAAAGCCUCAGGGGCAUCAACAAUCGGGUGCUCUACAGCGCAGCCAGCAGACUUUCACGAACCGCCCGAGCAGCUAUACCAACACCUCUACCACCACGGGCCGAAACUCAAUCAACUCCUUAUACGACCAAAGCACCUCGCCCAGCUCAACCAAAAAAGCCCAGAGGUCGCCGCAACAAACCCAACUACACCGUCAAACCAGCUAAGGGCACGAUGAGUGCGACAGAAUACACAAUCUGUGCAACAAAGUUGGAUGCGAUGGCACUCAUCAAGGAGGCGUCGCUCACAAAUGAGCCUAACAGUCGUCGAUUUCUUCGAGGACUAGAAAUCGACGCGUUAUCUGAGGGCUACUCAGCCUCAGUCGAAUCCUCUCUCCACGCGGAGCCUCUUCCCGCAGCUCCUCCCAUAGAAUCUGAUCCGUUAGCCGCUUACGCUAUCAAACGAAGACCCGACAUUUUCAAAAUCACCUGUCCAAUAAACAUCAAAAAUUUCUCCCUUCUACUCAAAAAUCACCCCAACAGACCUUUCGUCGACUCAAUUGUGCUCGGGUUGUCGGAGGGUUUCUGGCCUCUCUCAGCCAAACCCGGAAAAAACCCUGCAACAGGCCAGGGACAAAGAGCUCAAAGCAGGAAGAUAUUCCCCCCCAUUCUACACUCUCUUGCCGGGCAUGAAGGUUUCGCCUCUCUGCCUGGCAACCAACCCAAACUCGGGCAAAGUACGGACAUGUACAAAUAUGUCAUUUGGCCGACCAUCUCCCAACGACCUGAUUAA